Messenger RNA from Passer domesticus (house sparrow), 2660 nucleotides. Its product is annotated as inositol 1,4,5-trisphosphate receptor-interacting protein-like 1. The coding region runs from base 61 to 1647 and encodes 528 amino acids. The record is from RefSeq and is a predicted model, not a curated record. Gene Ontology annotation, cellular component: membrane. Lineage: Eukaryota; Metazoa; Chordata; Aves; Passeriformes; Passeridae. The transcript has a single exon.
GCCAGUAGCUCUCUGCAUUUCCAUCCCACUCACGGCAUUCUCUCCCUCCUCCUGCAGACCAUGGAUCCCAUGGUAUUCCUUUUCGUGGUGUUGAAAAGCCUCAUCCAGUACCCACAGCCCGUGGCUGACGGUUUGGAUGAGGAAACACGUCUGCGCAUGGAAGCGCGUGCCAAGCUCCUGGAAUGGGAGAGGCUUCAGUUGGAGCAGGAGGUGGAACAGCUCACCCAGGAGCAGGUGAAGCAGGUGCAGCUCUUGCAGCUCCUAGCUGUUGCUGUGCUCCUGGCCCUUGUCUUGGUCCUGUGGUUCAUUGGGUGGAAAAGCAGCCAGAGGAGAGAGGAGGAUGAAGAAGGAAACCGUGGUGCCAAUGAAGCGGAAGUGGGCAACAUUGGGGCAAAUGAAGAAGACAAUGUCGGAAAUGAAGAUGUCAAUGCGGCUGUAAUUGCAGAAAACAUCCGUAAUGUUGCAAAUGAAGCCCUGGAAUAUGAUUCGGAUGAUCACGUUGGACAAGUUAUAAUGGAGCGCAUCCAGUGGCCUGUACAGGACCUGCAGAGAGGCUGUGAAUGGACAACUCAGCUCAUGGAUAAUUAUGCAAUUUACUUUGGGCAUGUCUUGUCCAACAGCUUCUACCCAGUCCUGCAACGAGCCAUCGGGGUGGGCAGUGCCUUUGAAGGCUGGAGUCCCCGUGAGCAGGAUGUUGUCUACAGCGUGCUCAUCCCCAUGACUCCUCCCCGAGGCCACAGCUUCCAUCUGGAGCUGGAGAGUGAAGAGCAGAGGCACGUGAGGAACUUCCGUGUCCGCGUGCAGCUGGAGUGCACCUGCAGCAGGGAGCAGCAGGCUGAGGACAUGCUGUGCUUCCUGCACCACCCCGAGGAGGAGCUGAGGAGCAAUCAGGAUCCCAGCCUCCUAGACACCCUGUGCACCGGCUCCUACCUCGAUGUGCAGAAAACUGCCCGCUGGUUCCACCAGCUGGUGAGAGCAAUCUGGCCAGCUCUGCCUCAGUCGCACAACUGGCAUUUAUCGGUGAUGCCCUCCACACGCUCCUGCCAAUUCAAGGUGACCUACGGGCAGAAAAGCUUCAGGAUUGAGCUGUUCUUUGGGGUGCGGAGAGGUGACUCAGCCAUCUUUGUGUGCAGCCAGCCUAGAGAGGCCUACACAGCAAACACAACCUGGCCCGAGUCUUACGCUGUGGCAGAGGUUGAGUUCUUCCAGCACAUUGCCAGGCAGGCCCCCCCUGACAGCUUGCACCUCAAAUGCCUGCAGUUCUUCACCCGUCUUCCGCUGGGCUUUGGCUUUUCCACCUACACCAUGAAGACCAUUGUCAUGCACCUGCUCAGUGUCACACCCGUCUCAGCGUGGCGCAGGAGGAACCUCCUGGAACGACUGCAGGAUAUCAUCAAACACCUGCACUUAUGUCUGAGAGAAAAACGCCUCAACCACUUCAUUGUGGGCAACCAGAGGUUUCCUCAGGACAUCAAGUUACCCGCUGAUGUUCAAAGGGCUGAGCCAUACAAUCUCUUCCAUCGCCUCGAGCAGCAGCCGGAUGCCCACAGCCAUGCGCUCUAUGAGUACGACAUUCUAGAAAAGUGGUUCAAAAGAAUCCUUCGUGGUGUGGAUUUACCGAAUGAAGGGGAGGAGUCGUGGCUAUGAGCACAGAGCUGUGCUUGUGCUGCUGGCAUCAGCCGCACUACUGGCAGGAGAGAGCCACCUUGCAGUCCUCAUUUGGUGCUUUAAGGAGAAGAGGAUGCAUGCAAAGUCUCUGGUGAAGGUCCCACAGCAUGGCCUGCCAUGUCAGCGAGUGAAGGGCUACAGGAAGGGGUUUCUACCUCCUUUUAUAGUGUGAACUCUGCCAGUGCUGAAAAAGCACAUGAAUAGAAGACAUGGCGCACAUGCAGGGCCAAAGUCAUGCAACCUGACCUGCAAAAUGGAGUUGUUCCUGGCCUUUGAAAAGGGGCAAAAUUUAGAGCAUGGAAGAAGUGGGAAUGUGGGACCGAAAGAAGAACAAACAAACAGGACAAAAUCGACCAAGAGGACAAAUCAACACUGCUGGCCCGGGAUGAGUCAAUGGAUGAAGCCUCUCCUUGUCCGCGGAAGGAACACCUUUGAUGUUUAUUUCAUAUUUUUAUAUAUAUAUAUAUAUAUAUAGUAUUAUUAUUAUAUACUAUAAUUUUUAGAAAUUAUAUGUACUAGUAAAAUAACAUAAAAGAAAACAAUAUACUAAUAUGGAUAAUAUCAAAGGUAUGAAAGAUUUAGUUAUUAUGGCAGGAUUAAAAGUAAAUUUGAAGAGUUGAAUAUGUAAUUACAUUUCAAUAGUAACAGUAGAAUAUCUGUUUAGUGUCACUACCUGUUGUGACACAUUAGAUUUCUUUGUACAUUUAUGUCUGGAAGGUUUUUUCGUUAAAAAGAUAUAUUUAUAACAUAGAACAUGCAUAGACUAUAUACAUUCUCUAUACAGUAUAUAUUUAUAUAAUUGUUUAAUACAUACUAUAUACCCGAUGCAUAUAAUAUAUUAUAGAUAUAAUAUAAUUUUUAUAUUCAUGUCAAGCCAUAUGUAGUGUCGCAAUCUCUUGCAACCCAAAUUCAUGCGCUAUAGUUAGUGCAUUUAUGAAUUGAAAGCCGAAAACUGCUUUGCUCUGUUUUCAAUAAAAUGCAUUUUUUCAGAA